Molecule: messenger RNA, 363 nt
Organism: Zophobas morio
Lineage: Eukaryota; Metazoa; Arthropoda; Insecta; Coleoptera; Tenebrionidae
Exons: 3
Coding region: 1-363 (120 amino acids)
Biological process (GO): detection of chemical stimulus involved in sensory perception of taste; sensory perception of chemical stimulus
Cellular component (GO): membrane
Molecular function (GO): taste receptor activity
Source: RefSeq, a predicted model, not a curated record
AUGCAAGAAAAUACACAUUCUACUUUAAAAUUAUUUCUGAUUAUUAGUCAAAUAAUGGGUUAUUUUCCUGUACAAGGUUUAUCUGAAAACAAUUCUCAGUUCCUAAAAUUUUCAUGGUUCUCUUUUAAGACAAUUUAUUCAUUGUUACUAUUGCUCUUUUCAGUUUUUGUAACCUUAUUAAUUAUUAUUUGUAGACUUACUGAUCAAGUGUUGUAUAUAGAAGUCGCUAUUUCUGGAAAGAGAUUUUUUACAGUAAGAAAAAAAGCUAUUUUGACUAUUGCUGGUAUUGUGGCCACAUACCAGUUGGUACUAAAACAAUUAAACACACAAAUUAUACCAAAAUUAAUGUUGGUACUAAUUUAA